AUGAAUCGACCAGUGAUUUUGUCAGGACCAGGCCCGCAGCCGCUACGAGGCAUGUCCGGAUUCCCCGCGCAACAGCAAGCUCAAGCUCGAAACGCGACAUUCUCUUCUGCACGAUUGCAAAACGGUAAGUGUGGCACGGAAGUAAUUGUUCCCGUGAACAAUAAGGUAUGCAAUAAACGCAUAGAAGUGGAUGCUAAUAAUUGGGGGUCAAUGAUUAGGUGGCGCAGCCAAUUGGAACUUCAACCUCCCUGUGAGCGGAACUUCGACUCUACAAAACACGCAGCAACGCACAAUGGGGACAAUGGGAAGCUUUGCGCAAAGUCUUGGGGGCUCCCAACCGGCAACACCGUUGGAUCUCUCGUAAGUGACUAUUUCCUAGCCAACGAGUUUCCUUCCCUGUCAGGUGCACCGCAGCAAUCGCAAUCCCAGAACCCCGGCCAGCUAGUCUGGGCCAACGCGAGUCAACGCGCCGCUCAACACACACCUGUUCAGAGACAACAACACGCACCGACCUCACAGCCCCCUUCUCGUGCCUCCCAAACGCAAUCCCACGGUGUGCAGCAACAGUCUCAGCCUCACGACGACAUGUUUCCAUCUGGCGCACAGUUCGCCAACCGACUGGACGACUUCAGGAAUGGCGGACAAGGGAUCAGCAGCCAGCUGGGAGCCGGCAGCCAGCCUCAGACAGGCAAUAUCGACGAGUUUCCUCCCUUGGGUCGAAACGCGGCCGCUGAGCUAGGUCAGGAUCGCCGGGGCUCUCUGAUCCAGGCUCCAGGCUUUGGAGGAUACAACUCUGCAGGCAUUGGUACAUCCCGCUCUCCCGUCAACCAAGGGCCAAAUGGACUGCUGGGACAGGAGAAGGAGGUGAGUAGUCGAUCGGCGGUCGCGACUCCAGACCCGAAUCCAGGCCCCGCACUCACACCUACACCGCAGGACUUGAACACCACCCUCAUGUCCGGUCAACGCAACUUCAGCGAUCCGCAACAGCAAUUGCAGCAGCGGCAACAGCAAGCAAAUGAAGGUCAAGAUGUAUCCGGUGUAGCUCAGAGUGCGGAACAGCCGCCUCUGGCACAAAUGAGCGAGCUAGAUCGGUUCGGCCUUGCUGGCCUAUUGCGGAUGAUCCAUAGCGAGAGCCCUGACGUGGCCAGCCUCGCAGUGGGACAAGAUUUGAUGACCCUGGGUUUGGAUUUGAACCAGCCUGAGUAUGCGCCUACCUCAUCACCAUUCUCGCGACAUCUGCUAACCAACUCGGGUGUCUCCAGACCCUUACAUACCUCGUUCGCCUCGCCGUUUGUUUCGUCGAUGUCUGCUGUACCUCUGGAGCAGGACUUCUCUCUGCCUUCUUGUUACAAUGUCGCCAAUAUUCAGCCCCUCCAAUCCCGGAUCCCUGGAUUCAGCGACGAAACUCUGUUCUACAUAUUCUACAGCAUGCCCCGCGAUAUCAUUCAGGAGCUAGUCGCCGAGGAGUUAAUGGGACGCAAGUGGCGGUAUCACAAACUUGAGCGCUGCUGGUUGACUCGUGACGAGACCUAUCCCGGGCCGGUGGAUGUGGAGCGUGGAAUGAGUGAGCGCGGAGUGUAUCUUCUUUGGGAUCCCGCUAGCUGGAAAAAGAUUCGGCGAGAGUUUCUCCUCCGGUAUGAGGAUCUGGACAACCGACUGGACCCCAACCGAGCUUUCAACCGUCCUCAAGCAGUCGGUCCUACCCACGCUUCAUGA
Messenger RNA from Penicillium argentinense, 1716 nucleotides. Its product is annotated as NOT2/NOT3/NOT5 family protein. Lineage: Eukaryota; Fungi; Ascomycota; Eurotiomycetes; Eurotiales; Aspergillaceae. The record is from RefSeq and is a predicted model, not a curated record. Gene Ontology annotation, cellular component: CCR4-NOT core complex; P-body. The transcript is spliced from 5 exons. Gene Ontology annotation, biological process: regulation of DNA-templated transcription; nuclear-transcribed mRNA poly(A) tail shortening. Bases 1 to 1716 code for a protein of 571 amino acids.